This is a messenger RNA of Patella vulgata (common limpet), 1068 nucleotides long. RefSeq names its product macrophage mannose receptor 1-like. The record is from RefSeq and is a predicted model, not a curated record. The transcript is spliced from 6 exons. The coding region runs from base 25 to 996 and encodes 323 amino acids. Lineage: Eukaryota; Metazoa; Mollusca; Gastropoda; Patellidae.
CAUACUCUGAACAGUAAGCCCACGAUGAUGAUCAAAAGGUUAUUAUUGUUAGCUAUCAGUACUACAAGUCUAUGUGUUUGUACGUAUGUUUAUUUCGAUGAAAAAAUAAGUUUUGAUGCUGCUGUGUUGAAGUGUAAAACACUUGGUAUGCAACUAGCCAUGGCAAAGACUAAAGAUACAUAUCUGACUCUGUUGAAUUUCAUUGAUACGAUUUCAGUCGACCAGGAAGGCUUGUGGUUUGGAUUAGAAUAUAAUUCUACCAUAAGCCGAUAUCAAUGGUUAAACGGUGAGUUAUUGGUAAGGGGAGACUGGAAUAACAAUCAAGCAGGCAACGGUGAUUGUGUAGUUUUCAGAAAUGAAAAUGCCAAGUGGUUGACGGGAGGAUGUGGUGUAGCUCGUCAAUAUCUUUGUGAAAAAGUUGGCCAUGAUCCAAGAUUUAUUGUAUUUCUUAGUACCAUUAAAGGAACAUUUGAAGAGGUCAAGCAAACGUGUUUAGAUAGAGGUUAUCGCAUACCUAUAGUUCCCACCGCCGACGAUAAGUUGGCGCUAAAACACUUCAUCUUAUAUCACCCCGUCACUAGAGAUGUAUUUCUUGGGAUAGAGAAAACUCCAGCUGGUAACUAUCAGUGGUUAGAUGGCGUAGAUGUCGAAUACUAUGCUUGGAAGGAUAUAGCCAAUUGUCCUCUAAACAUCAACAUUCAACAUGAUGGCUUCCAUUGUGGAAAUGAUGUACCCAGACCAUAUAUCUGUGAACAUAAUGUAUCAAUGAGUUCCCAGCAGCCUUUGGCCACACUGAUUUCCACAACCGUCAACAUCCCAGCUGUACCUCUACAAGAACAUGAUGUUAUGAUAACAACACAAUGUGCUAUGCUAUGUAAUGCUAACAUACAAUGUUAUUAUUUUACAUUUAAAUUACAACAAUGUCAUCUUUAUGGUAACCUUGACUACAUAGUAACCGGAAGUGGUGACCAUUCCUUGUGGUCCAGUAUGAUCUAAUCAAUUGUAUGUAAUUGUACAAGGAGAGGAGUCAUAUAGACUAUGAACAUUCCUCAAUCCUGUUCAUUCUUU